AUGAAUAAGUUCCGGAGAACUAAAAAGGUCAAGGAGCCUGUCGAGCCCGAAGCUGCCCCGACCGCCUCCAUGGGGUUCAUGGGCUCUAACAAAUUCAAGAAAAACAAAGCAGCAGACAUCCCAGUCCAGCCGGCUCUCGACUUGGAAAAUGCGCUGCCGUCAAGCGACAACUUCCGCACCAGCUUGCUGAUGCCCAAUCUCUCUGCUAGAUUUAGCAUGCUCCGAGAACAAGAUGACCCAACCAGCAAACUCGGAAAGGCCAACGACGACAGCGUCCUCUUCCCCAAGCGCCAGUCACGUCUGAACCUGUUUGGCCACAACCCGAGCCCCCUGACCGAUAUCGCCGAAGUCGCUUCCAUCGGCGGCCGUUCGUCUUUCAACAUUGGCCGAACAGACUCGACUGUUGACGAAAUGGGAAGAACAAAUUCAUACGCAUCUGCAGAUGACUUUACCGACGACUCGUCCACGCAUGGCGGCGUCAUGAAUAGAAAGAGGCCAGGCGAAGGGAACAACCUUUUUGGAGGCCGACAAAAGGUCUACAAGAUUCCUAUCAGUAGUUCUGGUAAAGAUAUUGGCAGCAAAGGCAAGAGUGUUUAUGAAGAUGACGUCCACCUGUCUGCCUUCCAGAAAAUGAGACUGAGGGAGAGGGAAGAGAAAGCCCGCAUGGGCCUGAUGGUCGACGAAGUGCACGACUUGAGCACUCCCGAGUACGAAGAUGUUCCUUCUUUCCUGGCCAAGCGAACAACCUCGUCAUCGACCACUUCUGGACACUCCAAUCCUCGCACAUCGACCGCCGCUACGUCUAUCGAUGAGCAGCCAUUAUCGAACAUCCAGACAAACGGUGCCCCUCCAUCUCCUACCAAAAAGUCGACCUGGGUGCCGCCAACCUUGAUGGGCCACGUUAGCAAAACGCGACGCCUCUAUGGACAGAACCAGGAUCAGCCUCCCUCCCCGUUCAACAGAUUUGAGACUCUUAGUCGGCAAAACUCUGGCGCAGGAACGCCCGAACGCCCAAGUCUCAGCCGGACCUUCUCGAGGAGUGCGAGCAACCUGAGCGAGCGACACCAAAGACUCUCGCCUGCGAACCCUUCGUCUGCUGGAAGCCGCACUUAUAGCCCAACGACAUCGGCAAAUUCACCCCAGCUGGAGACCGCCGAUUCUCAACAGCAGGACCGAACGUCUGGCAGCAGUAGCAUCUCUCCGUCGGGAUACGGCAUCGUUCCACCUCUUAGUCCGCCUGUUAGUGACAAUGAGGAGAUGUCCGCGCUCAACGCCCACUUGCAACCGGAAGAUAGGGGCAAAGCAACCGCCAUGGGUCUGUUCAAUAAGCCUACUGGUCCUUUCGAUGAGCAACAAUUCAUGCGCCGCCAGCUUCAGAUGCAUGAGGGUCGCAACACCCCUCCAGUGAUGACCCGUCAAUCUCCUUCCAACAGCGUUUCACGACCAGAGCCUGUUCGCUCAAGAGGCCUUUCAAACGCCAGCUACCGCUCCAAAGCCGAGUCUGCGUCAUCUCGAUACAGCGACGACGUCCCGGGCUCCAGAGCUCACAGUGUUCGAGACUAUUCGCCUCCCCGAACCGGGACCUUUAUGCUGAACCUGGAUGCUAGUGACUCUGAAGGACAGGCUGGCGAUGAACAGUCUCUGAAAAAGGUGUCUUCUGUCAAGUCCCAGGCCUUUGAUGGCAUUCACCCAGCCUUCCGCUCUCGCCCUACUUCGAGAGAUUCAGACGUUGCAUAUCCACCUCGCGAGUCGUUUGAUUUCCCCGAGGUGAAAUAUCCCGACCGCGACCUCAAUCCUAUCCAAGAAAACACCGCCAGUCCCCCAUCUCCUAUCCUCGAAGAAGCUUCGGAGAGAGCACAAGACUCUCCAACUCUGGGCCCUGCCGGCCUCGGACUGUCCAGCAUGAUCCGCACUCAUUUGAGACAUGACAGCGCACAAUCUUCCAUCUAUCCCAAUCCUCCCUCACCUAGAGCGUCUGUUCACCAAGAUGUUAUUCCUUUCAGGCUUGAUACAGAUUUGGUCAAAGAGUCCCAGGCCGAGUCUGACGAAUUGGUUUCUCCAAAGACUGAAAUUAAGCCUCCGUCGUAUCCGCCUCCAGAGCCGCCGGUGUCUGGGUUCUCAAGUGUAGCCUUGAGGGCCAAGCAACUUCGCGAUCAGGCUGCUGCUUUACGCGAGCAGACUAAUCAAGCUCGAGAGAGUUCUGAGUCGGACCGCCUGACUGAAAUGCCGCCUUCAAGCCAACCGGACCUCAACUUUGGGCACCGCCGAGGCAGCAGUACCGAAACACAAAAGGAGCGCGAAGAUUUUGCCAACGAGCUAGCAGAACGGCGAAGACGCGUGCAGGAGAAUUUGCAUCGUAUCGGCAGCCGGUCAAACAGCCCAGCCUCUGGACGACAGACACCCGAUGUUGGGUCAGGCAGAACGAGCAACACAUUUUCAGCACUGAAGAGCCGCGCAGGCAAGAACAGUCCGCCAGACCGAAGCAUCCCUGCGACAAGGGCUUUGAAAAAGCUUGGAAUGGGCAGUGCAUCGAUGAAUUCAUCCACUCCAUCGCUUGACUCUUGGAGGGAGGAUGAAAUGUCCCACGGGCUGGGUAAGCACUCCAACUCCAGCUCCCCUCAAGUUGGCUCUGGACGCCAGCGACCCUUCCGGGGCGCACCCUCUCGCACCACCAGCUAUGGCAGCCAGGAAGACCCCGAGCCAAUUCCAAGCCGAACAGCCUCUCCCGCCAGACAAUCAAGAGAUCGAUCCACGUCAACAUCGGGCCGGUCCAAAAGCCGCGCACGGCCGCGAGACGACCUUGGAAUGGUUGCUGAAGACCCCGUUAGUCACCCUCCUAGUCGAGGCUCGCCUAUUGUCCCUUCGUCGGCCCGUCCAUCCGUUGAUAUCGAUGACGGAUAUGCCCGUGAACGAUCAGGCUCUGCCACGUUUGGUGGGGUGUCUAGAAGCAGCAGCAGAGCUCCUGCCCCUGGCCAGGUCGACCUCACUGAUUCUCACCAUCGUCCGUCGCCCAUGGCAGCUUACUCUGCCAACGCCACGCCGCCUCUAGAAGGCCCAGAAUCGGGCAUGUCAUACGUGUCGCAAUCAAGCCCAACGUAUAACAGCAUCUCGCAGCGAAGCCCAACCAGCAACAACCUGCCAAAGAGACAGGUAGACAAAUGGCAAAUCUCCGAACCGACGUUUGUAUCAACCACAUCCAACGUGCCGAUUGUCGACCUGCAUGCUGCGGCUAGUCUCCCAAACGGCGUGGAGAUACCCCCUGCUGUGCCACCCAUGAACCCUCGCCGCAAACGGACUGGCACAGGCACAGGCUCCAUGCAUCGGCCUCAAACAGCAUCUGCGCGAUCCAGUCAAGACGAACGCCGACCGAUGACGUCGUUUGAUGACGAGAAGCGCCAACUUGCACACCAACGACUUCGCAAAAUGUCCAGUGAAGGGACCAGUCUGCAUGGACGAUCUCGGCCAGGAACCAUUACUGCUCCUGCCAACUAUCCUCCACCACCUACUACAUCAGUAGAAGGGGGGAUGAUCUAA
Talaromyces rugulosus is the source of this 3534-nucleotide messenger RNA. RefSeq lists its product as uncharacterized. The transcript has a single exon. The coding region runs from base 1 to 3534 and encodes 1177 amino acids. NCBI's taxonomy places the organism in Eukaryota, Fungi, Ascomycota, Eurotiomycetes, Eurotiales, Trichocomaceae. The record is from RefSeq and is a predicted model, not a curated record.